Molecule: messenger RNA, 246 nt
Organism: Rotaria sp. Silwood2
Lineage: Eukaryota; Metazoa; Rotifera; Eurotatoria; Philodinida; Philodinidae
Source: the annotation of a GenBank genome assembly
AUGAAAAAGCACACGAUUGAAUGUAAAUCUCAUUCUGCUGUUCCAUCAUCUACUCAACCAAUAUCUACAUUCUUCACAGUUAAUGUACAUAAUAAAUCACGUACUACUCGUUUAGCAAAACAUAAGUUGAAAAAAGCGAUUGCAGAAUGUUGUAUUCUUGAUAGUCGUCCGUUUGCACUUGCUAAUGGUCCUGGUUUUCAAAAGAUAAUUCACGAAGCAAUGUCAAUUGGACGUUCAUUACUCUAA